Messenger RNA from Bipolaris victoriae FI3, 333 nucleotides. RefSeq lists its product as hypothetical. NCBI's taxonomy places the organism in Eukaryota, Fungi, Ascomycota, Dothideomycetes, Pleosporales, Pleosporaceae. The annotation marks the transcript as partial. The record is from RefSeq and is a predicted model, not a curated record. The transcript has a single exon.
CAGAAACCAACUACAGUUUGUAGGGUUUCAAGGAAAAGGGACAUACAGCAAGAUGGUGUGUUUUGCACACAUGAAACCAAAAAGAUUCGCCGGUUGCACAAAGUGCAGAUCCAAAAGAUUGCUUUCAUUAUUAGUAAUGCACUGAGCGCAUUCAAUCAAUUCUGUUACUAUCCCCUGGAGACUAUGUGCCCAGUGAUAUCUUCAUCAAUUGAGAGAGUUAACUAUGGAAGAUCUGGAGCAGAUGUUCCAAAACCGGCUUGUAAGAUUCGCCACUCGAAAGACGUGCUUUGUGACAACUGCUUUUCCAAGCUAAUUUUAUUGACGCCUACCUAA